Molecule: messenger RNA, 2283 nt
Organism: Leguminivora glycinivorella
Lineage: Eukaryota; Metazoa; Arthropoda; Insecta; Lepidoptera; Tortricidae
Product: sodium/nucleoside cotransporter 2-like
Exons: 16
Coding region: 419-2197 (592 amino acids)
Biological process (GO): nucleoside transmembrane transport
Cellular component (GO): membrane
Molecular function (GO): nucleoside:sodium symporter activity
Source: RefSeq, a predicted model, not a curated record
AUUCGAGCUGACACCACGCGAAAAUAAUAGCUCCGCAUAGAUUAAAUCGAAAUAGUUAAAAUAAGCCCCCGGGAGUCCGGAAGUUGGCAUAUUAUUUAGUUGAAGGUGCAUGUGAAUCGAUAGUGACGAUAUUUAUAUAAUUAAAGUGAUGUUUGAAGUGGAAAGACAGUGAUACGUAUGUGAUUUAAGUUGAGUCAUUUGUCAAUGACGGCAUCUCUGUCGCACGCGUGGACUCGCAUAUAGGACUCACCGCUCGCACGCGCUAACAGCGGCGCCUACCCAACGCAAUAACAAACCGACUUCACAGCAGAUCAGAGAUGGCGCUGCAUUCUAUAUCCAACAUGCAGAAGUGCAAGCUUUGACUUUGAAGAUAUUUUGUAGUGUUUUAGUUCUCAAUUAGUUUAGAAAAAUUACUAAAAUGGAGUCAGAAGUGAGGAAACGGGAAUCGGCAAAAUCGCAUAAUGGGACAGAAAUAGAGAUGGAUGAUGUUCCGAAGCAAAAUGGCCAAAAUGGAGUCAAAGGGGAGGUAACCUUCGAAGCCCUGGACCACGACCCAUCAGGCUGGCUGGAGACGACCCUGGCUAGCGUAGGCAGCUCCACUGAAGACUUCUUCAAGAAGAACAGCUCCAGCUUUGGGAUCGUCAUGAGCUUCGCGCUCAACGGGCUCGUCAUAGGAUAUUUUAUAGGAUGCUUGUAUUAUUAUUUAGAGUAUACGGACGAGCCCCUCUACCUCUGCGAGGGUUUCGGCAGUCUCAUCGCCUUCCUCGGCAUCGUAUAUUUCUUCCUCAUCUACUUUUACGUCGUGAAACGCUAUUUCGGCGUCUGGCUCUCUAAGAAUGUGUACAGCAACAUUGCUGCUGCUAGUGGCUUCGUUUGGAAGCUUGUGUGGUUAAGAGUAAUAUUAUCUGUGGCCCUUUUAUUGGGCAUUGCCUUGUUCCUGUACUUCGACACAAGGGAUCAGCCGGAGAGACUCAUCUCACUAAGCGGGAUCGGCAUUAUAUUGCUGCUAGGUUUCGUCUUCUCGAAGCAUCCCGGCCGGAUAGCAUGGCGGACAGUCUGCAGCGGGCUUCUUCUUCAGUUCAUUUUCGCUCUUCUUUUCAUUCGGUGGGAGCCGGGCCGAACUGCACUGCAGUGCUUUUCUGAUAAGGUUGCGACGUUCCUGUCUUACGGUAUAGAGGGCGCUGCGUUCGCUUUCGGCGAUCUUCUCGUGAGGACAGAAAAUGUUUUCGCUUUCGCUUCCCUGCCCGUGAUAUUUUUCUUCAGCAUGCUUGUAGAGGUGAUGUUCUACUGGGGAGCGCUGCAGUGGUUCUGCAGCAAACUUGGCGAACUCCUGCAAGCCGCUACAGCUACUACUGUGUGCGAGAGCGUCAUCGCUGUCGCUAAUUGUUUCCUUGGAAUGACAGAGUCCGUCCUGCUGAUCAAGGCGUACAUCCGGGUCCUCACGCCGUCAGAGCUUCACGUCGUCAUGGCUUCCGGCUUCGCCACCGUCUCUGGUACAAUACUGGCCACAUACAUCGCGUUUGGAGCUGAACCGGCGCAUCUGGUGACCGCCAGUGUCAUGUCAGCGCCGGCUGCCAUCUGCUACGCAAAACUCCUUAUGCCGGAGACCAAACGGUCUCUAACUGCUGUGGAUAAUAUCCAGCCUGUGGUCAGUGAGGACCAAUCCGCGCUGUCAGCAGCGACCCGCGGCGCGACCAACGGCAUCGCUCUGAUCCUGAACAUCGUCGCCAACAUCGUCGCUUUCGUCUCGUUCAUCGCCUUCGCCAACGGUGUCCUCGGGUACUGCGGGGGGCUGCUAGGGCAGCCGGGGCUUAAUCUGGAGUGGAUCUUCGGGAAAGUGUUCAUCCCGCUCUGUUACGUCAUGGGGGUACCGUGGGACGAGUGUGAACUGGUGGGAUCGCUAGUGGGACUGAAGACUGUGGUCAACGAGUUCGUGGCCUACCAGCGGAUGGGCGAGAUGAAACGAGACGGACUGCUCUCCCCCCGCGGUGAGAUCGUGGCAACAUUCGCGCUCUGUGGCUUCACCAACCCCAGUUCUAUGGGGAUCAUGAUUGGAGCGCUGUCAGCCAUGGCGCCCAACCAACGCGAGGCUCUCUCUAGUGUGGCGCUGCGCGCGCUGUUCGCAGGCUGCGGUAUUUGCUUCCUUAAUGCAUGUUUUGCAAGUUUGCUGAUGCCGAGCGAUUCAUUUGGACCAUGAGCUUUAAGUCGGAAACACAGUGUGUGAUUUUAGCGUAAUAUGUAAUGUUUAAUUUAUGUAAAUAAAUGGUCUAAGUUAUUUUUUAA